CCCAGCUCAGCCCCGCCGCGCCCCGCCGGGGCGAUGGCCGCGGAGGAGCCGCUGCCGAGCGUGGAUCACUACAAGAGCGAGAUCGAGCGGCUGACGCGCGAGCUGUCCGAGACCACCCACGAGAAGAUCCAGGCGGCCGAGUACGGGCUGGUGGUGCUGGAGGAGAAGCUGACGCUGAAGCAACAGUACGACGAGCUGGAGGCCGAGCACGACAGCCUCAGGCAGGAGCUGGAGCAGCUGCGCGAGGCGUUCGGGCAGUCCUUCUCCAUCCACCGUAAGGUUGCCGAGGAUGGAGAGACACGGGAGGAAACCCUCCUGCAGGAGUCGGCGUCGAAGGAGGCGUACUACCUGGGCAAGAUCUUGGAGAUGCAGAACGAGCUGAAGCAGAGCCGGGCUGUGGUCACCAACAUCCAGGCGGAAAACGAGAGGCUCACGGCCGUCGUUCAGGACCUGAAGGAGAACAAUGAGAUGGUGGAGCUGCAGAGAAUACGGAUGAAAGAUGAAAUCAGAGAGUAUAAGUUCCGGGAGGCCCGGCUCCUGCAGGACUACACGGAGCUGGAAGAGGAAAACAUCACACUGCAGAAACUCGUGUCCACGCUGAAACAGAACCAGGUGGAGUACGAGGGCCUGAAGCACGAGAUCAAGCGCUGCGAGGAGGAGGCGGUGCUGCUCAACAGCCAGCUGGAGGACGCGCUGCGCCUCAAGGAGAUCGCGGCGCACCAGCUGGAGGAGGCGCUGGAGACGCUCAAGAACGAGCGCGAGCAGAAGAACAGCCUGCGCAAGGAGCUGGCCCAGUACGUCACCCUGGGCGACAGCCACCUGGGGCUCUCGGUGGACGGACUCAAGUUCGCCGAGGACGGCGCGGAGCCCAACAACGACGACAAGAUGAACGGGCACGUGCACGGGCCCCUGGGGAAGCUGAACGGGGACUACCGGGCGCCCGCGCUGCGGAAGGGGGAGGCCCUGCACCCGGUCUCGGACCUGUUCAGCGAGCUGAACAUCUCGGAGAUCCAGAAGCUGAAGCAGCAGCUGAUGCAGGUGGAGCGGGAGAAGGCCAUCCUCCUAGCCAGUCUGCAGGAGUCGCAGACGCAACUGGAGCACACCAAGGGGGCGCUGACGGAGCAGCACGAGCGGGUGCACCGGCUCACGGAGCACGUCAACGCCAUGAGGGGCCUGCAGAGCGGCAAGGAGCUGCGGGCCGAGCUGGACGGCGAGAAGGGCCGGGACUCCAGGGAGGAGGCCCACGACUACGAGGUGGACAUCAACGGCCUGGAGAUCCUGGAGUGCAAGUACAGGGUGGCCGUCACCGAGGUGAUUGACUUGAAAGCAGAAAUUAAGGCCCUGAAGGAGAAAUACAACAAAUCUGUAGAAAACUACACGGAAGACAAGGCCAAGUACGAGAGCAAGAUCCAGAUGUACGACGAGCAGGUGACAAGCCUGGAAAGGACCACCAAGGAGAGCAGCGAGAAGGUGGCCCACAUGGAGAAGGAGCUGCAGAAGAUGACCAGCGUCGCCAACGAGAACCACAACACCCUCAACACGGCCCAGGACGAGCUGGUGACCUUCAGCGAGGAGCUGGCCCAGCUCUACCACCACGUGUGUCUGUGCAAUAACGAGACGCCCAACAGGGUCAUGCUGGACUACUACCGGCAGAGCAGGGUCACCCGCAGCGGCAGCCUGAAGGGGCCCGACGACCCUCGGGGACUGUUGUCUCCACGACUCGCCAGGCGGGGUGUGUCGUCGCCAGUGGAAACAAGGACCUCAUCUGAACCAGUUUCAAAAGAAAACACGGAGGCCAGCAAAGAACCAAGCCCGACGAAGACGCCCACAAUCUCUCCUGUUAUUACUGCCCCGCCAUCUUCUCCGGUGUUGGAUACAAGUGAUAUCCGCAAAGAGCCAAUGAAUAUCUACAACCUUAAUGCCAUUAUCCGGGACCAAAUCAAACACCUGCAGAAAGCAGUGGACCGGUCUGUGCAACUCUCUCGGCAAAGGGCGGCGGCCCGGGAGUUGGCCCCCAUGGUGGACAAGGACAAGGAGGCCUUGAUGGAAGAGAUCCUGAAGCUCAAGUCGCUGCUGAGCACCAAGCGGGAACAGAUUGCCACGCUGAGGGCGGUGCUAAAAGCCAACAAGCAGACAGCAGAGGUGGCCCUCGCUAACCUGAAGAACAAAUACGAGAAUGAGAAGGCAAUGGUGACCGAGACAAUGACAAAGCUUCGCAAUGAGCUGAAGGCUUUGAAGGAAGACGCGGCCACCUUCUCCUCCCUGAGAGCAAUGUUCGCAACUAGAUGUGAUGAAUAUGUCACGCAGCUGGAUGAAAUGCAGAGACAGUUAGCAGCCGCAGAGGACGAGAAGAAGACCUUAAACACUUUGUUACGAAUGGCUAUCCAGCAAAAACUCGCCCUAACCCAGCGGCUGGAGGACUUAGAGUUUGACCACGAGCAGUCCCGACGCAGCAAAGGCAAACUUGGAAAGAGCAAGAUCGGCAGCCCUAAAGUAAGUGGGGAGGCGUCAGCCACCGCGCCCACCAUAGACACUUACCUCCUGCAUAGUCAGGGCCCACAGACACCCACCAUGCGGGGCAGCAGUGGCACUCACAGGAAAAGACAAUUUUCACCUUCCCUUUGUGAUCAGAGCCGUGCCAGGACUUCAGGGGCCUCCUACCUCCAGAGUUUAUUAAGCGUCCCCCCCGAUCCCACCUCCACAGAAUCAUUUCUUCUGAAGGGUCCCCCUUCCAUGAGGGAAUUCAUCCAAGGGCACCGGCUCAGCAAGGAAAAAAGGUUAACCGUGGCUCCACCAGAUUGUCAGCAGCCUGCUGCCUCCGUACCGCCACAGUGCUCACAACUAGCCAGGAGGCCAGACUGCCCGCCCGUCAGUCCUGACGCCGCCCUCCCCGAGGAGCCGCCGCCCGCCAGCCCCCCGUGCGCCCCGCUCCACUGCCUGGCCAAGCCGCCCUGCCCCUAGGUUCCGCCGCCCGCCCUCGCUCCGGCCGCGCAGGACCUGCCCGGACCCCGCGGCGUCCUCCUCUCGGUCCGGAGAGGCGCGGGGGUCUCUGUCCGACGUUUGGGAAGAGGAACGCAAAGCACAGCCCCGCUGCGACGAAACUGCGCGGUUUCUCUGGGCCACUGCGAACUGCGAUCGAUCGCCGGCUCAGUUCAGCCACAUCAAAGACGGAGAGGACAGGUGGUUCGUCUCCACCGGCGGCGGCUCGCCCUCCGCAGCCUGAGGGGCCCAGGACGGUGUGCAACGCGUGCAUGGGAAGACGAGCUCUCCUCAAGCCACACUCAGCGACAUAUCUUUUUGUCAUUGAUAUUUAGUUUUGUACUUCAUUUGCUAUAUAAUUUAUGCCUGUAAGAAUAAUUUCUGUGAGAGGUGAAUUUAAUUCGCUUAUUUUCAAAUAAGCAUAGUUUGUUCGAUCCUCUAGGAGCUUUAAUUUAGUUCGAAGUCUGGAACUGGCCAGCCGGUGGUCAUUUUCCUUGCACAAAGUGAUAAAUGAGGUGCAUCCGAAUGUUAAAAUAACUGUAUUUUUGCUGCUACACUGAUAUUGUUUAUGAACUUCUAAUCAGUAGCUUAUUAACUGCUGGUUUUCGUUUUUGUUUUAACUAGAAUUCUACACUGGACAUCAGUAAGUAAUUCUAAGAAAGAGACCACAUUAUGAUUCCUUGGCUUAUUUGAGCUUCCGUGGCAUCCUUCAUUUUUUUAAAUUGUGUUGACUAGAUGUACUGGUGCUGCCUCUCCCUGUGUGUGGCCGCGUGUGGAGACGGGGCUACAUAAGGCUACGUCACCUGAAGGGAAGAAAGGCUGUGUUAAUUAACGACCAGAGUUGGGUUGUUUUCUUCCAAAUUCAAGGUCCUACUAUGAGUCUUUCCUGCUAAACAGUAUCAAGAACAAAACUACACAUGGCUAGGUGUAAGGCAGCCUUGGCUAGGUCAUUUACGCUGAUGGUGUUCAGAUUUUUGAUUGAACUUGUAUGUUUUGUUGUUGUUAGAUUUGUUUUUCAUAAUGAAUUGUCCUUGCCAAAAGAUAUAUAGAUACUAAACCUUUGCCCAUUGUCUACUUUUGACAAAUACUCAGGUGCCUACAAGUCAUUCUAUUAUAUUGAUAAGACACAUUCCUAGUUAAUUUACAGAUUCUGCUAGGUAACUUUUAUGACUUGAUUUAAGGCAGUGGAUUUUCAUAGCAAAAUUUUGUUUUGCACAUAACCUGACAAAUAAAGGAAAAGAGGUACCACAGCUGCGAUGUCUCUGAGGCCGCAUCCCUCUCGAGGGCGGCUAGCCCUGAUUCCUUGUCUUUGUCAGUAGCCUUAACUUAUUUAAAACCAGAAAAUUUUCGCCUUUUCAUGUGUCGGUAAUUUCUCUCCCAAAUGAACAGGGUCCUCACUGUUAGCACACAGAACAGCUACCAGUGCAGGGCACACCCAGGACCGCCGCAGAGCCACCCGGCUGCGCAGUGGGGGGGCGGGGGGCAGGAUGAGUGCACUGCAGGUGUCCAGCAGAGGCCGGUCAUCAAGCACACACGGGAGCUUCGGACAGGUGUGCACCUGUCGAGUGGUGGUCACUGUUAUUACCAAAGCAGCCAAGAGCUUCUGUGUUCUUUACACGAGUGCUGCCUUUCAGGGGGUCAUGGCUUAUGCAACUUGGCCUAAACUAUUGAAGUCUCCACCGAGAUAGGGAUUCAGGUCAGAGUGCAGAAUCAAAACAGACCUGCACGCAGGUCCUGAUGGUAGCUGUCACACGCCUGAGCCCACCUGUGAUGCCAUUCUGUCAGUCCUGCACACAGUCCUCAGGUGACAGGCACACUACCUGCCAGGGACCAGUGUCAGUGACAUACUGGGUUUCAUUAAGUGAGUUCAUCAGAAGAAAGCAGACCCGCCCGCUCUGUCUUUUCUUUUUGGAGUCCUGAGUUUGCACCUUGGAAGGUGCAGCUUCUUAGUGGGCUUUGUGCCUGGGGGAGACACGCCUUUUUACUGAUACCUCAGAACACCUUCCUUUGUCAUCUGUCACUUGCUGGGGAAUGGGACCGCGUUCUGAGAGGCUGGAGCCCUCUUGCUGUCACAGGGCUCCUGGCGCUGUCCCACACCCGCCCUCUGGUUUAUGACCCAGUUAAGCUGAGGAGUGUGCAGGGCAUUUAUUUUUUCCAGAACAAAAUCUAUCAAAAACUAGUCUCUAAACAGAGUGGGAAAUGCUUGAAGUGUUAAUUGUACAAAAUACUAAUUUUAGCAGAAUUUUGUCAAGAAGAUAUAGAAACUUGGAAAUAAAAUUUCCUUUUCAGCCCCAAAUUAGAUGGUGCUCCCUAAGUCCUAAGAGAGAAUGCUGUGUAUUUAUUUCCACUGUGGCGUCAUUUAGCAUAGUAGUUUAAACAGAGCCAUAUUUAUAUUUAUUUAUAGGCAUUUUAAAUGAAUAGAUGUGUGUAACAGAAGUAAAACUCAGUACUUGUAAAGAUAAUCAAGAUCCAUAAGGAAAUUGAAAAUGAAGAACGAGUUAGAACCCCAAAGGGCGAACUCAGAUUAAUCGAAGACACGUGCGCAGAAGAAGCGCGGUAUGCGCAAGCGCAGUCCCAGGGUGCCACUCCUGAUGCCACGUUGACGCCGGGAGGGCAGGUAGCCGGCCAAGGAGGGUAGCAAGGUAACCAGGCAGUUUUUUAAAAGUAAGCACAACGACAGUGCUGAGAGGAAUAGGUACAGAAAUGCUUCCUGCUGAAGAUUUCUUUUUUUAGGCAUAAAAUAGUAUCAAAGUAAAAAUCAGCAAUACACGGCUUUUGGCCUGAGUUCUUGGGGGUGGCAAAACCUUCCAUGACUAAAUUAGAAAAACUUUGAGGAAACAAAGUUACUAAAUAAUUAAGAUUUAGAAAUUAUACCUAUUUAGCCAGAGGAAGAGGAGAUACAAUUGUAGCCUUCCAGAAAAGAGAAUUGAUAGAAACAGCUACAAAUACCAGUAAGACUAGAAUUAGGAAAUCUUCAAGAUGAAGGAUUUAUAUUCUAAGAUAAAGAUUUUGAGCAAUGAAAAAUCAUCAGAAUUGGUGAUUAUGAGGAGGAUUUGUUUUUUAAAAAUGGAAUAUUAUUGGUUGUCUAGUAUUAAGUGGCAAGAUAUCUUAAAAUAAUGUAUAACUCUGCAAACUUAUAAUCCUGUUUCUUUUAUUUUAAAGUUAAAAAUAAAGUAGUUCUGACUAGUCAUAAAUAUUUUAUCCUUUGAAAUAGGAUAGCAAUCUUAUUUCUUAAAGGAUUGUCGAUGUUAUUUUUCCUUCCAGCAAUAUAUCAUUAUAUCCUUAAAUUUGUCCACAGUGUAGCAAUUUUACUAUUAAAAGCCUCAGUUUUCAGACUCUAGAAAAGAAAUGCCCUCAGGAAUACUCGAGACAAGCUGAACACCUCCCCACUUCUGUCUCUGCUGAGGAGGGUCUUCCACGUUUGUUCUCUGCGUGCCGUGGAAAAUAUUCACGUACAGCAAAGACCUGCUGCUUCAAACAAGCGUAAAAUAUCAGCCCAAUAAACGAACUAAGGCUGUGAAAACGUCCUGAGACAAAUCCUUUCCAGUUUUCCAGUAAAGAUUAUGACACAGGAAAUGAGGAUAUGAAAUCUAUUUUCUGCUGAGAUAGGAGUAUAAAUUUUUAUUCUCAGAAUCAGCCAAGAAAUAGAAUGUGUCUGUCAGAAUGAUGCGUCCGGACGCUGACAGGUUUCCAGUUGGGAACUUGGCUGGCUCUGCCCACGGUGCGAGAGUUGGGUGCCUCAAGAUGCAGAUACAUCUAGGGUUAAAAGAAACUCCUAGAGUAAGGUUCACAGUUUUAAAAAAGGUUUGUUCUCCUUUUUCUGUGCAUUUCUUUAUAAACCAGAGUGCAUUAAGAUAAUCUUUAUAAUUAAGACUGUAGAAAAUUUACAGUGGUGUUUUCAAUUAAAGGGGACAUAAUUUUGCAGAAAGCUGUGGAACUGGAGUUACGGUAGAUAGCAUAGUCAGGGAUGAUAUGGACGCGUGAUUUUUUUUUUUAUCUUAAAUUCAAUUUCUGUGGACCCACAUGACCAACAUAGCUCCUGAGUGACCCUUUCCAUCGUCAGCAGUAGUCUCAGAAAUUAAAAUCAUGUUUAUUUAAAUGCAAACUUGACUUCCACGGUCCCUGAUGUAUGGCGCUGGUGGCGUUAUCCUGUUGGGCAGACACCUGAUUUCCCCUAGACAACGCUUUCAUCCUAUUAUACAAGGUAUAACUGAAAGAGGUAUUUAGUAUUAAGACAUUCCCCACUUGAGCAUUUCUCAGAGAUAAUAUUCUGUUUAAAAAGAGGAGAUGCAAUUAACUGCCUUUCAUGUAAGACAAGAAUACAGUGUAAGAAGCGUAUGACGUAAGACGUUUGCAUGAGGUCACUCAUGUCAGGGAAGCUUUUCUCUGUCCAUACUAUGAACACCUUAGAAACCUUAUUUCUCUUGUCCUAGGAAUGUAAGGACAUUGCCCCUAUACCUGGUCUCCUUUUCAUACUGGAAGCAUGGCUCUUUAUUCUCACUGUAUUUUUAUCCCUUUCCUCUGGAGUUACUUAAAAUUUGCCCUAUUUAAGCUGAAGUCUGGAUAAACUGCUGAGCCAGAUUAUUUCUGAGAUCAGAGUUUAAUUACUGUGCAACACUUAUUGGGAAUUGACUUGCAUUAGAAUUAUUCUCUGGUCACUAUGAUUCUCUAAUGAAAACAGAUACUUCCUAGCACAAAUGUAUGCUUUUCCUUUCAAAAAGUCAUUUUGAAAAUAAAG
Molecule: messenger RNA, 7717 nt
Organism: Octodon degus (degu)
Lineage: Eukaryota; Metazoa; Chordata; Mammalia; Rodentia; Octodontidae
Gene: Bicd1
Product: BICD cargo adaptor 1
Exons: 10
Coding region: 34-2961 (975 amino acids)
Biological process (GO): microtubule anchoring at microtubule organizing center; protein localization to organelle; regulation of microtubule cytoskeleton organization
Cellular component (GO): cytosol; Golgi apparatus
Molecular function (GO): dynein intermediate chain binding; dynactin binding; cytoskeletal adaptor activity
Source: RefSeq, a predicted model, not a curated record